AUGGCUAUCUGGAGACGGUUGACGGCGUCGUAUAUGGGACAAUUCGAUCCCACACAUAGAUUCGAAACAUCCUGGAUCCUUUCGCCUGGCGUUCUCUUUGGAGCUCGUGCUUUACUCUCGCUAUACGCGUUCGUCACGUUAUUCACAAUCUUUGGAUGGAACGGCACCCAUGGCAGAUCAGGAGACUCGCAGCGCUCGUUCUCGUACUUCACUCAUUUGACGUAUUGGGGCCUGGCAUUCUACCACGCAUUCAGCGCUGCACACACUGUCAGCUAUUGGUUGACUGGGACACCUUUCCUGGCUCGAUGGCCAAAAUGGCUCCAGGUUGCCCAUAGCAUGUUCUACUCCACUGUUGUCAUAUAUCCAUGGAUUGUCACUGCCGUCUACUGGGGUAUCCUGGCUUCGAACGGGUUUCCCACCACCUUCUCGUUGUGGUCCAAUACGUCUCAACAUGCGCUCAAUUCGGCAUACGCCUUUUUCGAGAUCGUCUUCCCACGGACUGAACCACUUCCUUUCCCCAACAUCAUCCCUGUUGUCAUCCUGCUCGCCUUGUAUCUUGCCUUGGCUUAUGUCACGUUCUACACGCAAGGUUUCUAUACUUACGGGUUCCUUGACUUGCGCAGCAAUUCAUCUGGUAUAGUGGCUGCCUACAUCAUCGGCAUUCUCGUAGCUGCUAUCGUCAUUUUCCUCAUUGUUAGAUAUCUUAUCUUGUUGCGUGUCUGGAUAACAGAAAAAAAGUUGGGCAUGACAGGAAAGUUUUCUCACCGUGGCACAGUCGAAAUGGCGGACGAGGAAGCCGAGAAGGGUGUGCCCAUGCAGGAUGUCAGUGCAAAGUAG
Messenger RNA from Ascochyta rabiei, 837 nucleotides. RefSeq lists its product as uncharacterized. Lineage: Eukaryota; Fungi; Ascomycota; Dothideomycetes; Pleosporales; Didymellaceae. The transcript has 2 exons. Gene Ontology annotation, cellular component: membrane. Bases 1 to 837 code for a protein of 278 amino acids. The record is from RefSeq and is a predicted model, not a curated record.